UCAACCCAUCUUUGUUUACCGGGAAAACGAGGCUUAGUAGCCGUAGUAACUUGUAUAAAGUGUGUGUUGUUGAUAAUUUCAGAAUGAAGAUAGCAGUUGAAGGAUGUGCUCAUGGGGAGCUUGAUAAGAUAUAUGAAACAAUAAGUUACAUAGAGCAACAAAAUGGAAUAAAGGUUGACCUUUUAAUCAUAUGCGGAGAUUUUCAAGCUGUGAGAAACCGUAGCGACUUGGAAUGUAUGGCUGUUCCGCCCUGCUACAGGAAGUUGAACACAUUUUACAAAUAUUAUUCAGGAGAGAAGAAGGCCCCUCUGCUUACUAUUUUUGUGGGAGGAAAUCAUGAAGCAUCAAAUUACUUAUCUGAACUCCCUUAUGGUGGCUGGGUUUGCCCAAACAUAUAUUACAUGGGUUUUGCUGGUGUUGUGAACUUUGGAGGCUUGAGGAUAGCUGGUCUUUCUGGAAUUUACAAAGGUGCAGACUACUUGAAAGUCUACGUAGUUUUUUUUAGAACAAGUGGAAUUAUCUUCUGUUCUCUUAAUAUAUGUCUAUACGAAGUGUCCGAAAAGUCUGGAACCAGCGGCACUUCAACAAACAUCACAGAAUGUGUUCCACAGUUGACCUUGUCAAUCAAAAACCAGUUUGGAGAUCUCAAAGAGCCCAUUGAUAUAUUUAUAUCUCAUGACUGGCCACGUGGUGUAUAUAAUUAUGGAAAUAAAGAACGUUUAUUGAAAGUGAAGAGGCAUUUCCGUGAAGAAAUGGAACAAAAUAAGUUAGGAAGUAGGCCAUCCGAGGAACUGCUCUUGAAACUCCAGCCUCGUUACUGGUUCGCUGCUCACCUUCAUUGUAGAUUUGCUGCAAUUAUACCUCAUGAGAGCAAUGAUGGAGGAACUAAAAAGUUCACUAAGUUUUUGGCACUUGACAAAUGUCUACCAAAGCGUAAUUUUCUACAGAUCUUAGACAUGGGGGAAACCAUCCAACCACUAGAAAUUCUGUAUGACAAAGAAUGGCUAAGUGUACUCCAUUCUACUAAUGGCCUUCUUGGACUUACUAGUGCUUCCAACUAUAUGCCUGGUCCUGGUUGUUCUGAGAGAUGGGAUUUUAGCCCAACAGAACAAGAACUACACGAACUAGAUGAAAAGUUUCAAGGACAGUAUAAAAUACCUCAGAAUUUUUGUCUCACGGCUCCCGUCCACGAUCACAAAUCUUCCAGAAAAAAAGUCCCAGAACCCGAAUCUUACAUAAAUCCCCAAACCACCCAAUUCUGCCAGAAAUUGGGCAUCACGGACCCACUGUCGGCAUUUCUUGCUAAGAGUCCUUCUGCCAACAUCAGCAUUCGGGAUUUCUCUUUCGUGGACGAAAGUGAAGGAAACGUGACAAACGUGUCGCAACCGUCAUUUAAUCCAGACGAAAUAACGUUAGACGAGGACGAGAGUAGCUCGAGUGACGUCGAUUUGUCGGAAGAACCUUCUUCGGUUAAUCCCGAAGAUGUUGCUGUCGAUGAAGAUGAUAUGUACAGAAGCUCCGCAAUGGAAAAUGAGUCUCCUGAUCCAAAAGACGAAGAGAUGGUUUUUUCAAGUUCUUCACAACUAGAAGAAGUCAACGAAUCUUUACCAUCAGAAAAAGACGUGUUUUUUCUUGAUACAAAAGGUUCUGGGCUGGAAGAAACCAAUCGCAUCACCAGCACUCCAGUGUCUAAAACAUCCAAGAAAAAUUCGCCAAUUUUAACUGACUUUCCUGAAUUUAAAGCAGAAUUGAAACGAAGCGUGCAAAGCGCAUCGGACGUUUCAGUCACGUCCAAUUCUACAUCGAUUCCCGUAAUGAAAAAAAUGAAACGCAGAAAUCAAGCAAUUUAUUCCGGCGCAGAAGAUGACGAGGAUUCUUAAAUACUUCUUUUUUUUACUGGCUGUGUCUGACUGGCAAAACCAUUAAUGUACAUACAGAAUGGGUUGGAAGUGUCUUACAAAUAGUACUUUUCUCUCUCAAAACAAAAAGUAAAAAAAACUACACGAAAAAAUAAUAAAUAGUUAUCAAAAUCCUCCUAAUGACUCCGGAAAACAAUGUCAACUUUUCACUAAAAUAGUAAACAAAUGUGAUUGAGAAUGUAUUUCCGAACAGUACUUCAGUGUUUAAUUGAUGGUCAAAAAUCUAGUUGUUUUUUUUUAUAUAUAACACAUUUAAUUGUUUGCUAAAGUUUUGCAAUUUGAAAAAUUUCAGUAUACAAAAAAACUACUACAUAUUACUACAAACCCCCUCCCAUAAGAUAACUACAGAUGUUUCUUGAGAAAAAGCUAUAUAAAAAUCGGUUUUAAGGAUGGCUUACAACAAUCUAAACAAAAAGUGGUUAAAGUAAAUUGAAUAAAUAGCAAAUUUUAAAAGUUUCAAAUUGGAGGUACAGUCAAGCAGUUUGUAAUACGAAUUGUAAUAUUUUGUUAUAAAGAUUAGGGGUGUUAUAUCAGACAUUUUUUGUAAUGUUACAACCAGAAAGCUUUUUUGUGGAAGUACCAGGAUUCCAACCUAUGAUCCCGGGAUUCGAAUCCUGAUAAUUCCACAAAAAGAAUAGGGUGUAUGGACUUGAAUAUGCAGUAAUGGAUGAGAACACUUUCAUUUAAUGGGCGAUUCACAAAAUAUGAUAUUUAAUUUCGUAUCUUAUAACAGUGUUAUUAAAGUGUCGUUGUGCAAAAACAUGACAUAAAGAAAUGGGAAAAAAGAGUGGAAAUGGUUGUUUUCAAGAUUUUGAUUGACAAUACUUGGUUUUUUGAGGACUAGUAACUCCACUUAUUUUUGCAAAUCGAUAAGCAGACCAGUUGAAAACCGUAUAAUGUUACAGUUUUCUGUAAUUUAUAGGCUUUAACCGCCAUGCUGUGGAAAAUCAUUUUUGGCUCGUGACUUGCUAACGUUUACGUUGGUUUAAUACAGUGGUGAUUGUGUAUUUAAUGUAAUGUGUUAAAAAUCCAAAUGACGAGCAGAAACACGUUUUUUUUU
Messenger RNA from Limulus polyphemus (Atlantic horseshoe crab), 2979 nucleotides. It is a transcript of the gene ldbr, whose product is annotated as lariat debranching enzyme B-like. The coding region runs from base 84 to 1880 and encodes 598 amino acids. Gene Ontology annotation, cellular component: nucleus. Gene Ontology annotation, biological process: mRNA splicing, via spliceosome. NCBI's taxonomy places the organism in Eukaryota, Metazoa, Arthropoda, Merostomata, Xiphosura, Limulidae. Gene Ontology annotation, molecular function: RNA lariat debranching enzyme activity. The record is from RefSeq and is a predicted model, not a curated record. The transcript has 10 exons.